AUGUCGUUCUUCCGUGGGAAAGGAAAAGGAACAACGACGAUUCCCGUCACACAGGCACCUGCAGUUCCUAGCGGUUCGACCGCGUCGAGUUUGGCCCCGACCGCCCGUGCACUCGUAUCAGUACCUGAAGCAGAAAUUGUUUCUGCUCGAGCUAACACCAUCGCCUCCAGCGUCGUUCUUAUCCACGGGUUGAACAGUUCUGAGUCUGCGUUCCUCGGAGCAGAUGGCACCAGCUGGGCGACAGAGCUCAAUCAACUGCUCGAGCCCUUGAUUGGCGAAAACGUCGAAGUCGUUGAGGUGGGCUGGCAAACCACGCCGACCAGCCCGGCGAACGUCAGUCUGAGCAUCAGCUCCACGGCGCCGGAGCUUUUGGAUGUCAUUGCAAGAGAAGUGCGUGGGAGGCGGUGGGUAGCCGUUGGUCACAGCAUGGGUGGUAUGGAAAUUCUGGCGGCCAUGGGGUUAGCCUUUGAGGAGGUCAGCGGUCAAAGGCCAAAUCCCGCGACAGCCGUUACUCAGCGAAGAACACAAUGGGGUACACUAUUGGACUCGUGUCUAGGCAUAUUCCGACUUUGUUCUCCUGGUCAGGGUUCUCCUUGGGGCCAGCCAGGAAUUCUCUUAGCGAACCUGGUGCCUCAUGCGACCUCGGCCCAGAUCCGGGGGCUGGCAGUAAACUCGAAUGAAUCAAAAGCCAUCACGGAAUCCUCCAACAAAUGGUUUGCAGACCGCAAGACAAAGGGCCACCUAGUGAACGUAUUUUCGGCGCAGGAGACUAAGCCAGUCGUCCCAGGGACCAUGAAGAUUGUCGACUAUGACGGAUCGGCCUUUGCCGUGAGCUCCACAAGGCUGACAAACUCCAAAACCGUCUUGCUGCCGGGCGAGUCUCACACAAGUGCUCCGAAAGCCCCAGCAGAUAGCGACACGGCGAAUAUCCUCGUGGCCGGAGUCGCCUUUUGUAUCAACGGGAGUGUGCCCGAAGGAACUGAACUCACACCCGGGAGGGAAAAGCCAUCAGGCAUCAGGGGCGCGUUCAGUAAGAUUCUGCCAUCGUCGAGCACGUUGAGGAGCCGGGUUCCUGGUGCGAGCGGAAGCGGUGGUGCGAGCGGAAGCGGUGGUGCGAGCGGAAGCGGUGGCGCGGCCGCACCCACCUCCUGA
This is a messenger RNA of Fonsecaea nubica, 1152 nucleotides long. RefSeq lists its product as hypothetical. NCBI's taxonomy places the organism in Eukaryota, Fungi, Ascomycota, Eurotiomycetes, Chaetothyriales, Herpotrichiellaceae. The transcript is spliced from 4 exons. The record is from RefSeq and is a predicted model, not a curated record. The coding region runs from base 1 to 1152 and encodes 383 amino acids.